UGCCCUAAUGCGGGAGUCGGCGAGAGAAGGCGCUGCACAAGGAUGGGAGCUGUGCGGGGAGGCGGUGGCGGGGGCAGCAGGGAGGUCUAGCAGCUUGGCGGCUGGCACAGAUCCUCAGUAGAGUCUUCGGGGAAGCCGGGCGGGAUGAGACUGCUGCUGUGAGCCUGGCCUCGCCGGAGGAAACGGGACUCAGCCGGGGCGGUGGCGGCUGCUGACCAGGCUGUUCAGUAUUAAUCCAGGAUUAAGACCAGAGUAUUUAAACAAACAGCUGAAACCACAGUAUUAAGUAAAUCAAAACAUCCUGCUGCACUACAGUAAGACACCACUUUGCCUUGUUGAAGGAAUCUGGGAACGUUGGACCUUAGCCAAAUAUUCAAAAUGGUAAUGCAAAGGUAUCUCCUAACAUAUGUGGGAGUGGUGCUUGCUUUAUAUCUUCAUCACUUCAUCAGAGCCAUUGAAGUCCCUCGGGAUCCAAGUAUUCAAGAUGAAUUAUCUCAGCCCCCCACUAUUACAAAGCAGUCUGUGAAGAAUUAUAUUGUAGAUCCAAGAGACAACAUAAUCAUUGAAUGUGAAGCCAAAGGCAACCCCUUCCCCAUAUUUACAUGGACACGAAAUGGGAAGUUCUUCAAUGUUGCAAAAGACCCAAGAGUAAGCAUGAGACGCAGAUCGGGUACACUUAGCAUUGACUUCCGCAGUGGUGGUAGGCCAGAGGACUACGAGGGGGAAUAUCAGUGUUUUGCUCGGAAUGACUUUGGGACAGCCAUUUCAAACAAAAUCAUCCUGCAGGUUUCAAAGUCACCUUUGUGGCCAAAAGAAAACCUGGACAUUCAAGAGGUUCAUGAAGGUGCUCCACUUAUCUUGGCAUGCAACCCUCCUCCUGGACUGCCACCUCCUGCCAUUUUCUGGAUGAGCAGCUCCAUGGAGCCAAUCCACCAAGACAAACGUGUCUCCCAGGGACAGAAUGGUGACUUGUAUUUCUCCAAUGUCAUGCAGGAGGAUGCCCUGACUGACUACAGCUGUAAUGCUCGCUUUGCCUUCACCCACACCAUUCAGCAGAAAAAUCCUUACACCCUCAAGGUCUUGACCAAGUAUCCCCAUAAUGAAACGUCCUUUCGAAAUCACACUGACAUAUACAGUGCCCGAGGUGUUACGGAAAGGCACCCCAGCUUCAUGUAUCCUACUGGGACCUCAAGCAGUCAGAUGGUUCUGAGAGGGGAGGAUCUCUUGCUGGAAUGUAUUGCCUCAGGAGUUCCGACACCAGACAUCAUAUGGCACAAGAGGGGAGGGGAGCUUCCAGUAGGCAGGAUCAGUUAUGAGAACUUCAGAAAAGCACUUCGAAUUGCUAACGUCUCCGAGGAAGAUUCUGGUGAAUACUUCUGCUUAGCAUCCAACAAAGUGGGCAGUAGCCGCCACACAGUCUCAGUGAGAGUAAAGGCUGCUCCUUACUGGUUAGAUGAACCAGAGAAUCUUGUUUUGGCUCCCGGUGAGGGUGGGAGACUUAUUUGCCGAGCCAAUGGUAACCCCAAGCCUUCAAUCCAGUGGCUGGUGAAUGGAGAACCUAUAGAAAGUUCUCUUCCUAAUCCAAGCCGUGAAGUAAAUGGAGACACUGUUAUGUUCCGGGAUGCCCAGAUUGGCAGCAGUGCUGUGUACCAGUGCAACGCUUCCAAUGAACAUGGGUACCUGUUGGCCAAUGCCUUUGUCAGUGUAUUAGAUGUUUCUCCUCGUAUUCUUGCUCCUCGUAACCAGCUGAUGAAAGUGAUUCAAAACAACAGGACUCUUCUGGACUGUCCAUUCUUUGGGUCCCCAAUCCCUACAGCACGGUGGUUCAAGAAUGGCCAGGGAAACACUCUGGAUGGUGGCAACUAUAAGAUGUAUGAGAAUGGAACUUUGGAAAUUAUUAUGGCUCGAAGAGAAGACCAAGGAACAUACACCUGUGUGGCCACGAAUAUUCUGGGCAAAGCAGAGAUCCAGGUUCGCCUGGAAAUCAAAGAUAAAACUAGAAUAAUCACUGGACCAACUGAUGCAGUGCCAAAGAAGGGUUCUACAAUUCAUUUAUCAUGCAGAGUAAAAUAUGAUCCUACACUGAAACUUACAGUCUCCUGGCUCAAGGAUGAUAGCACCCUAUAUAUAGGAAACAGGAUGAAGAAGGAUGAAGAUGGCUUGACAAUAUAUGGAGUGUCUGAGAAAGAUCAAGGGUAUUACACUUGUGUAGCCAGCACUGAGCUAGAUAGAGACACUGCCAGAGCCCAUCUUACUGUUCUAGCUGUCUCAGCUUCUCCUGUUAACCGUAUGACAACUUUCCCCAAAGCACGGCCAGACCGUCCUCGUGACCUUGAGCUAACAGAUCUUGCUGAAAGGAGUGUACGUUUGACAUGGAUACCCGGUGAUGACAACAACAGCCCCAUCACAGAUUACAUUGUGGAAUUUGAAGAGGAUAAAUUCCAACCAGGAGUUUGGCACAACCAUUCCCGUUAUCCAGGAAGUGUGAACUCUGCUGUCCUGCGCCUUGCACCUUAUGUCAAUUACCAGUUUCGAGUAAUAGCUGUGAAUGAAGUAGGAAGCAGUUAUCCCAGCUUGCCUUCUGAGCGAUACCAAACAAACGGAGCACGUCCAGAAAUUAACCCCACGGGUAUUCAAGGAGCAGGAACAUCAAAAAAUAACAUGGUUAUAUCAUGGAUGCCACUAAAUGCAACUCAAGCUUAUGGCCCCAAACUCAAAUAUAUUGUGAAAUGGAGGAGAAAGGACACACGAGAGAGCUGGAGCAAUGUAACUGUCAACGGUGAUGUCAGCAAGUACACUGUUACCCAGACACCUACCUAUGUGCCCUACGAGAUCAAAGUGCAGGCAGAAAAUGAGUUUGGAAGGGCUCCAGAACCUGAUGUUGUCAUUGGCUACUCAGGGGAAGAUUAUCCCAAGGCUGCUCCCACAGAUGUUAGACUCAGAGUUUUAAACAGUACGGCAAUCAGCCUGCAGUGGACUAGAGUGUACCCGGAUACCAUCCAGGGACAGCUUAAGGAGUACAGAGCCUAUUUCUGGAGAGACAGUAGUUUGCUGAAGAAUCUGUGGGUCUCCAAGAAAAGGCAGUCUGAGAGUUUUAUUGGAGACCGAACUCGGGGCAUAGUGUCCCGGCUGUUUCCUUACAGCAACUACAAACUGGAGAUGGUUGUAGUCAACGGGAGAGGAGAUGGGCCUCGGAGUGAAAUUAAGGAGUUCACAACGCCUGAAGGAGUACCCAGUGCCCCAAGGUAUUUCAAAAUCCGCCAGCCAAACGUGGAUACCAUCACUUUGGAAUGGGAACAUCCUGAACAUCCUAAUGGCAUUCUUAUUGGAUACACCCUUAGAUACCAAGCCUUUAACGGAUCCAAAGCUGGCAGAACAAUUCUAGAGAACUUCUCUCCUAAUCAGACAAAGUUUUUACUCCAGCGGACAGAUCCUAUAUCGCGCUAUAGAUUUGACCUGCGUGGCAGGACACAGAUUGGGGAAGGGGAGCCUGCCAAAGGAGAGUCACCGUCUCCAUUGAAUGAAGGUAAGUGGAAACAUGCUCCAACAUGGUGGCCUUCAACAACAAUUGAUCUCACUACCAUUGCAACUGUAGCCAGCACCACAGAGGCCACAACCACCACUACCACCACCACUGAAGCUACAACCACCACUACAGAAGCAACUACUACCACAGAAGCUACAACUACUACGGAAGCAACUACCAUCACCACAAUUGUUGCUAGCACGAUAGCUAUUGCAACAGAUGAUUCUGCUGGCGAUGGAAAGCCCAUCUGGGAUGUAAAAGCUUCACCUACCAGUAACUGGGCAAACAUCACCUGGAACCACAAGUUUGAUCCUGAAACUGAGUUUGUGGUUGAAUAUAUCAACAGUAACAAAACAAUGAAAUCUGCCACUGAUAAACCCUUUAUGGAGCUGAUUAACCUGACUCCUGGGGAGAAGUAUAUAGUACGGGUUUUUCUCAAAGGGAAUGAUACCAUCACCAGCUCGAACAUAACCUUUAACACAAGUGCAGCAUAUACUAAGAACCAAGGGGACAUUGCAACUCAGGGUUGGUUUAUUGGACUGAUGUGUGCCAUCGCUCUUCUGGUCCUGAUUUUGCUGAUAGUUUGCUUCAUUAAGAGAAGCAGAGGAGGGAAAUAUCCAGUGCGAGAAAAUAAAGAUGUGCCCCUGGACCCUGAUGACCAGAAGGUAGAUAACGGAUCAUUUGAUUACAGUGAUGAAGACAACAAGCCAUUACAAGGCAGUCAGACCUCAUUAGAUGGCACGAUAAAGCAACAAGAAAGUGAUGACAGCUUGGUGGACUAUGGUGAAGGCGGUGAAGGGCAGUUCAAUGAGGAUGGCUCCUUUAUUGGCCAGUACACAGUCAAGAAGGACAAAGAAGAGACAGAAGGCAAUGAAAGCUCAGAAGCUACAUCACCAGUUAAUGCUAUCUACUCCCUGGCAUAAUGCAACAUCACUGAAACAGGAACAGCUUAAUGAUACAUAGUUGAUGUGGGUCAGCAAAGUCACCAAUGGUAACAGUAGGACAACAAAGACCAAACACAAAACCAGACCAGGUGGUCACCAGCGCCAUGAUCUCUUUAGGAAACAAAGCAAAUAACAUCAAAAGACAAGCUGCUGAGGUGAUCGUACUGCAGCUGAAAUCUGAGCUGACCCACAGGAAAUCAGCAGGAGAGCAGGAUGCACAGAUUCUAUGCCCCAGGCUUCAGAACUUGGACUGAAAUAAACAUCCCUCUAUACCCCCAUAUUUACUUUGUGAGAUAAUGCAACUCCUUUCAUUAAUAAUGCACAUGGCUGAGAUUUUUUUAAAGGAUUCAAAGUUGCUGUCAAAGGGGGGGAGGAUACCCAAACAUGGGGAAAAUCUGAAGUGAGGAUGGGGGAGAUGAUAGCAGGGCCUCAUAGGCUAACAAUAGCAUGAAACCACAUUGAAGAAGCAAUUAGCUAUUGGUAAAAAUGACCAGCUGUUUUAUAAACAGGAAACCUUCUGGUGAUUCAUUUCUGUUGGAUGUCAUUUCAACCAAGCCUUAGCUUAUAAACCUCACUAAGCAAGUUGUAUGGCACUUGUUCUUAUAUGAAAAAAUGGUAUUGCAUUUGGCUUCAGUAUGGAAGCCAUGUGCAGGGCAAUGGGGUGGCAGGGUGGAUGGUGCAUUGACCAAAAUUGUCUCGGAUUUCAGCACUAUAAUUCAAAUAUGGGUUCUGAUGUAAGUGCCAUUGUGAAGUUUCACUUUCCCCAUGCUACUUGUCGUUGUGUUUUUCAAAGAAAGAGCUGAAUGGAAACAGUUGCAUCUUACUGCUAAUCAAGGGCAGAAUUGGUGGAUUCUGAAUAACCACUGUGGGCAGGGAGGUUGAUCUCUUUCUUUUUUCUAAAAGCAGUCAGUGCUCCCUCCACAGACACAUGGUGUUAACUACCAUCCCAUAAACCUUUAUGUCUCAGGAAAGGGAGGAUGUGUGGUUUCCUACUGCUAAAAAGAUGGUACCUACUAAGAAUUCACUAACCUGACAUUGGCCCUGCCAGUAGUUUUUGUGAAAACAGCUGGGAUUCCCUGUCCUUAACUAUGUUCAAUGCAAAAGUACAUGUGCACUCAGAACCAAUCUGAACUAGUCCAUCUUUCUAUCAUUUUAUGGUAAAAUCUACACUUCACCGUUUGCAGGGGCCUCUUAUUCUCUUGCAAACAUGCACACCCACUCACUUCAGUCAGUUAGCCUAAAGAAGGCCUUUGCAGUACUAAAUAAGCAGCAGCAUGGAGCUCACACUAUCUUGUUAGUUACACACACAAGGCACUCAAGUCAAGCUAACAUGUUAACACCCAGUAAACCUGUUUUCCUCAGAUACAGAUUCUGUUGUUACACUGUUCUUCCAUAUAUGCCUUAAACAGCUUCAUGCUUUCCCUGAAGCUUAAUAAACUAUGAAUAUUUACCCAUA
Messenger RNA from Heteronotia binoei (common prickly gecko), 5926 nucleotides. RefSeq names its product neurofascin (gene NFASC). Gene Ontology annotation, biological process: brain development; cell-cell adhesion. Lineage: Eukaryota; Metazoa; Chordata; Lepidosauria; Squamata; Gekkonidae. The coding region runs from base 379 to 4449 and encodes 1356 amino acids. Gene Ontology annotation, molecular function: cell-cell adhesion mediator activity. The transcript has 32 exons. The record is from RefSeq and is a predicted model, not a curated record.